AUGGCCAUAUUUUGUUUGUUUUCCAGGGGAGGACGCAUUUGCAGUUUGGCCGACAUUGUGGUGGCGACUCCGGGCCGGCUGGUGGACCACAUCAACAAGAACGCCGGCUUCAGCCUGCAGCACCUACGCUUCCUCGUGAUAGACGAGGCGGACCGCAUGAUUGACAGCAUGCACCAGUCGUGGCUGAAGCAGGUGACCCAGGCCGUCUACACACAGGGCCCCGACGCCUCCCUCUUCGGACGCAGGGAACCAGGACCAAUCACGGCCGCCAGUUUGUCUCCACCCCAGAUGCCACUUCAGAAGCUGCUGUUUUCCGCCACCUUGACCCAGAACCCAGAGAAGCUGCAGCAGCUCGGGCUGCACCAGCCACGCCUCUUUAGCUCCGGACACGCCCCCACGGAUGACCCCACCCAGCCCGCCGACAAGUACACCUUCCCCCAAGGCCUCACGGAGUACUACAUCCCGUGUACCCUGAGCAGGAAGCCGCUCCUCAUCCUGCACCUGCUGCUGCGCCUCAAGUUCAGCACCGUACUCUGCUUCACCAACUCCAGAGAGGCCGCCCACAGGCUCUUCAUGCUAGUGAAGCUCUUUGGUGGCGUUCAGGUGGCGGAGUUCUCCUCACGUCUCAGCCCCUCGGAGAGGAAGAAGACCCUCAGAGACUUCGAACAGGAGAAGAUCCAGCUGUUGAUCAGUACUGAUGCAGCAGCUCGUGGCAUAGACAUCCAGGGAGUGAAGUGUGUUGUCAACUACGACGCUCCCCAGUUCAUCAGGACCUAUGUUCACAGGGUGGGCAGGACGGCAAGAGCUGGGAAGUCCGGGAUGGCCUUUACAUUCCUGCUUGGAGUUCAGGAGAAGAACUUCCUCCAGAUGGUGACCGAUGCAGGUAGCCCAGGUGUGCAGAAGCAGAUCGUCCAAUCAGAGAGCUUGAAGAGCCUGGAGAGCCGUUAUGAGGAAACCCUGGUGGAACUGGGGAACGCCAUCAAGGAUGAAAAGUCCCGGAAGCAGAUGGCACUAUGACACAACUGUGUUGUAUUAAAGAUGAAUACCAUUGUACAGUAUUUCUGUUUCCUAUAUGACUGCUUGAUCUAUGUAAAAUAUAUAU
Molecule: messenger RNA, 1102 nt
Organism: Engraulis encrasicolus (European anchovy)
Lineage: Eukaryota; Metazoa; Chordata; Actinopteri; Clupeiformes; Engraulidae
Gene: ddx51
Product: DEAD (Asp-Glu-Ala-Asp) box polypeptide 51
Exons: 9
Coding region: 1-1017 (338 amino acids)
Cellular component (GO): nucleus
Molecular function (GO): nucleic acid binding; ATP binding
Source: RefSeq, a predicted model, not a curated record